Molecule: messenger RNA, 381 nt
Organism: Prunus armeniaca (apricot)
Lineage: Eukaryota; Viridiplantae; Streptophyta; Magnoliopsida; Rosales; Rosaceae
Source: the annotation of a GenBank genome assembly
AUGGGUCAGGGAAGAGGCAGUGCAGGGGUUGGUGUGGUUAUGGUGAUGUGCCUGAGUUUGCUGCUGCUCCAUUGUGAAUGGGCUGAAGCCAGAAGCUACACUGUUGGGGAUGCAGGUGGUUGGUCGCCUAACGUUGCUGGGUGGCCUAAGGGGAAGUCAUUUAGAGCCGGUGACGUGCUUGUUUUCAACUACGCGCCUUCUGCUCACAAUGUGGUUGCUGUGAACAAGGCUGGGUAUCAGACAUGUAGCACUCCAAGAGCUGCCAAAGUCUUUCAGACUGGAAAAGAUCAGAUCAAGCUUGCUAAAGGACAGAACUUCUUCAUUUGCAGUUUCCCAGGCCACUGCCAAUCUGGCAUGAAAAUUGCCAUCACUGCAGCCUAG